AUGGCGUAUUGUUCUGAUUUUGAAUCAAAGAAUACUGUAAGGGAUGCUUGUUCGGGGGAUGGAUGCUGUCAAUCAGCCAUACCCCGAGACAUUAAAUACUAUCGUACUCGGGCCGUAUGGAAUGCAAAUGACGGGGACCCUUCGGGACUUAUACGUGAUUGUACAUACGCAUUUGUCGGUGAGCAGGACACGUUCAGAUAUAAUCGUUCAAUGAAUUAUUCAUCUGAUCCUACCUUCAUUAAAAGGGUUGAAGAUAAUAUCCCCGUUGUGCUGGAUUGGGCUAUUAGUAAUCUGAGUUGCGCUGAAGCCAGCGCAACAACGGGUUACGCUUGCCAAUCAAAUAGCAUAUGUGUUGACGCCUUUAGCGGUGGGUAUCGCUGCCAAUGUAAAGAAGGCGGCUACGAAGGAAACCCUUAUCUAUCUCCUGGCUGCCGAGGUAUGGGACUUGCGUUACCCACAAUAGUGAUUGUACUUUUGAUAUUGUGCUUCAUCGCUCUGAAAAGAAGACUAAAAGAAAAGUAUUAUCAGGAAAAUGGGGGCGCAAUAUUAAAAGAUAUACUAAAAUCGAAGGGUGGUGUUAGUGUGAACAAUUUUCGUGUUGAAGAGCUAAAAGAAGCGACUAAUAACUUUUCCAAAGUUAUUGGCAAAGGAGGCCACGGUACGGUUUACAUGGGAACUCUAAAAGAGACGGGUCAACCCGUAGCUAUCAAGGAAUCCAAAAUAGUAGAUGAGAAAGAACGGGAGGAUUUUUUAAAUGAAAUGGUGAUUCUCACACAGAUUAAUCACACAAACGUGGUGCAACUAAUAGGAUUUUGUUUGGAAACUAAGGUGCCGUUGCUAGUUUAUGAAUUUAUCCCAAAUGAAAAUCUUUAUCACCACAUUCAUAAUACAAACACAGAGAGAUUAUCUUUGGAUGCUCGUUUGAAAAUAGCAUAUGAAUCCGCUGGUGCACUUGCCUAUCUUCACACAGAUGCUAGAUUGCCCAUCAUACAUAGAGAUGUUAAGUCCGCAAACAUCUUGUUGGAUGAAAGUUUCACCGCAAAAGUUGCAGAUUUUGGUGCUUCAAGGCUAGUUCCCUUAGGUCAUGCUGGGAUCAAUAAUAAACUUAUUGAAGGAACGCUAGGAUACUUAGAUCCUGAAUAUUUUCGUACCGCCAUAUUUACAGAUAAAAGUGAUGUUUACAGCUUCGGUGUAGUUCUUGCAGAACUCUUAACAGGGCAACAACCCAUCAAUUUAAAAAGACGUCCCGGGGAGCAAAAUCUAGCAAUAAAUUUUUUGAAGGCAGUAAAGAAUGACAACUUUGUUGGUAUUCUUGAAGAAGGUAUGGUAACGGAGGCGACUCUUGAGCAACUUAAAACAAUAUGCGACUUGGUAUGCAAGUGUCUUAAUCCAGUGAGUGAGGACAGACCUAGCAUGAAAGAAGUGAUGAUGGAGCUUGACAAUUUGAGAAAGUGGGUGAAACAGACUAAUGGGUUCAGUGGUCAAAACUACAUUGAAACGAGCAGUGAUAAGGUUGAAAUAAUGGAACCAACUUUUCAUUCCAUAAUCUUAUCAAAAUAG
Erigeron canadensis is the source of this 1560-nucleotide messenger RNA. Its product is annotated as wall-associated receptor kinase 1-like. Gene Ontology annotation, biological process: cell surface receptor signaling pathway; protein phosphorylation. Gene Ontology annotation, molecular function: protein serine/threonine kinase activity; ATP binding. Bases 1 to 1560 code for a protein of 519 amino acids. The transcript is spliced from 2 exons. The record is from RefSeq and is a predicted model, not a curated record. Gene Ontology annotation, cellular component: plasma membrane. Lineage: Eukaryota; Viridiplantae; Streptophyta; Magnoliopsida; Asterales; Asteraceae.